CCAACCGUGUUACAUGUACGAACUGCAGGAUAAGCUGGCCAAGCUCCGGAUCGACCCCCUAUUGAACAUCGGCCCGAAGAAUCGAGGUUAUCAUAACAACGUUUUCUUAAUGACAUACUCGGAGGAGAAUGAGAACGACAAUAAUUAUAAUGAGUAUCGGUUAUCGCCACCUUUCCCGUUCCGAUACGAAAGCCCGAUAUGCUCCAGUUCUCUAAGUAUCACAGACGUCACGUACGGCUCUAGCAAUAACAAUGAGAUCAUUAGCAACUACGACGAACAGAAUUACGACGACGAGGAAGACGAAAGCCCGAAGAAGGGGUUGCUAAAGCAAAUGUUUUGCCUUCCAUUAAAUUAAGCUAAAUAAGGGCUUGUUUAAUAUUACGGAAAUACGAUUGCCUCUAAUCCGAUAGUUAAAUAUAAAUUUUGUAGAUCGAGCAACAGAUUUGAGAGAGAGAGACCUUGUAUAACGAAACAAGUAUCAACUUUUGACGAGAAUUCCUUGCAUCAAGUAUCUGGAGAGGAGGAAACGAAUGUAUUUCAUUUUAUGCGCCACACGUCACGAUACGAUCGUGUUGAACUCUUCUUUCACAUGGUGCUGCAAUUCUAACGUAUUUAAUGGGUAUUAUUUUCAGCUAUUUUCUAGAGACGAAAUGAAUUAAAAGUAACAAAAAAAUAAAAACAGAAAAUGUACCUGAGUGCUUCGAUUAAUCGCGUAGAUGCUAUGCCAUUCAGUUGUGCAGUCGUUCCAUUUAAUAAUUACGAGCAUUGUACGAUCUACUAUACCGCUUGCAUGAACCUAAUUCGUUAAAAGAAAAGAAUAGCAACAGAAUAUUUCUAACGAACUAAUAUCUAUUUAAGCAAGAAUACUGUAUAUGAUAGAUUAAUAAUUAUGUUUGAGAAAGGAAAUAUAGCGAACAUAACUAUAACAUUUCUAAAGAAACUAACUCUGUUUUUCUAUGUUUUUCUUUUUUUAUAUACACAUACGUAUAAGAACUGUUUAAAGCUAUGAUAUAUUAGAGAAACACUUUUAUGAGGAAACUGUUGAAUGUAUAUUAAAGAGAGGAAAAAUAGGAAAGAAGUCUUAAUCACAUCACAGUAUAGUAUUAUACAGUUUUCAAAACGUUUAUGUUUGUGCUUCAAGAACGUACGAAUUAUACAGUAAAUGAUUUUGAUCAUGAUCAUUUGAUAUGCCUGUCGAAUGAUAUAAUCUGAUUUUUGGUAAGAAUAAAAUUGCACAAAAUGGCACAUACAUUUCUAUAUUUUAAAUGGCAUCGUUUCAUUAAUGAUUCUAUUUAACAGUGUAUUGCCAUGACUUCCAAACUUUUAAUACCAAUCUUAGGCAUUUAAUCAUUUUUAUAGAAACAUAAAUUAAAUGUCUUCCACUUACGCGUCUUUUUGUAUCUCAGAAAACUUGUGUCGCCCCGUGCUUAAUUAGAUUAAUAAAUUUUUAUACGUGCUAUUCUUUUUACCAAGAAUAGACUUCAAUUAUUCUUCGAUCAAUGAGAGCUGAGAAUGCCGUGAUUUUGUGCAAUUUUAUCUUAUUUUUGCCGUUUCAUUAAAGUCAUUUACUGCUGACAAUUGUUCGUUCCUGUGAUUACUAUAAAUAUAAAAAGAAAACGUUAAAAGUAAAAAGAACAGAGAAUUAGAUUUACCUGAAAGGUAGUUAGCGUAAGGAUACACACGAAAAUGAAAUUGCCAAAGCGCGUUAUACGAAAGAAGUUUUAUACGAAAUUAAUCAAUUUUCCUUGAGCGUUGUCACAUGCCUAAUAUGUAUACUGAGUUAUGCAGAGUGAGACAUUUUUUCUUUUACGAAAACAACCGUUUCUUUUAAAGAUUUCAUAUUAAUGCACUGAUUUAUUUAAAUCAAUCGAAUUAAACACAAUUCUACGUUCAUCAGCGAGUAAUCGUUCUCAUUUCUGAGACUAUUGCGUUUCAUUUCUUCCUCUGUUAUGAACAAUCGUAUAAAACAUGGCUAGAACAAAAAAAAUGUUACGUAUUAUCGAGAAACAGAGAUAAUAUAUAUUUUCUUAAAAAAGAUGCAAUAACUAGGAGAACGGGCCUGUACGCAGUCUUCGAUACUGUAUUACACUUUUUUUGUAUUACUACGAUCACGAUUAGGUGCACUGAUCUUAAGUUUUUUUUUUUGUUAAUAAAACACGAAUUAUAUUUUGUACGACAUUCCUCUGUAUUUCUAUGUACACCAAAUUACUCGUUAUUUUUACUUAACUAUAAUGUUUACGUAUAAUUUCACGAAUUAAUUAAUAAAACAUUCCAAAAUAAUUUCGUCCCUUAAUAAAUAAGAAAUCAUUGACUUUUUUUCUUUUGUGUUUAUUAUAUUCAUAAACAAUUUCCUAUUGUUAACAAAUACUUUUACGUUAUCGCGUAACGUGAAGUAUUAUUUUAAUACAUAUAGUUAUCUAUUCAUAUAGAAGCCAUACAUAUCAAUAGUAAAUUUUAAGAUAAACAUUCCCGAACAAAUUAUAUGUCCUCGAGCAUAAAGUGUUGAUUAUUUUUGGAACAAAAUGUGGUUUCGACCAUUAUGUUUCGGUUUUAUUUUAAGUGCCUCGCCCUGUAUACUAAAUGUAUAUAUAUUUAUGCAUGUACAUAAUUUAAAGGUAACCAUUGUACUUUCAUUUACCACACCUAACAGACUGUAUAAUUUCAACAUUCCACAUUUGUAACUAAACCUUCUAAUUAUUUCACAUUAGUAUUCUUACUACUGUACAUUGAAUGUUUGAAAUGAAAAUCAUUGUGUUUCGUUGUAGCGUUCAUAUUAAGAGAAGCAAAAUAUACAUAUAAUCAUUGAAAUUAUUUUUUAAUCGCUGGUCAAUACCAACUAAAAUGAUUUUUCGUGUGUCAAAAAAUAUGUUCCACACGACAGUUCCACAAAUAAGAAUUCUAUUGAAUGAAAGCAGGCGAUAUGGGUUGCUGCUGUAAUUGAAGACUACGAUGAUAAAAGUAAAUAUAGGACGAUAUUGGAUUCUAUAUCAUUUGAAUAUUCUAUUGUUAGCGCUCAAAGUGAAAAGAGGAUGCUUGUUAUCAUUUAUAUGUAUACACAUAUAACAUAUAUAUAUUAUAUUAUACGAGAAGGAAUUUUACAAUUUA
Ceratina calcarata is the source of this 3105-nucleotide messenger RNA. RefSeq lists its product as uncharacterized. The coding region runs from base 14 to 355 and encodes 113 amino acids. Lineage: Eukaryota; Metazoa; Arthropoda; Insecta; Hymenoptera; Apidae. The record is from RefSeq and is a predicted model, not a curated record. The transcript has a single exon.